Messenger RNA from Lolium rigidum, 1868 nucleotides. RefSeq lists its product as uncharacterized. Bases 579 to 1385 code for a protein of 268 amino acids. The record is from RefSeq and is a predicted model, not a curated record. The transcript is spliced from 4 exons. Lineage: Eukaryota; Viridiplantae; Streptophyta; Magnoliopsida; Poales; Poaceae.
CAUCCUUUACCUCCUGCACAAUAUUGUUAGCUUCAGCAACCGCUGAUUCCGUGCGUGUUAGCUGCUCCUGAAGAUCCUUUUUUCUCAGCCUUUUUAGUUCCUGUACUGCCUUAGCAAACAUGGUGCAUUUUUUUCGCAGGCUUUUUAGCAAACCGCUUAUUCCGUGUGCAUUAGCUUCUCUUGCAGACCCUCUUUCUCAGCUUUUUACCUCCUGUACAGCCUUGUUAGCUUCAGCAACCGCUUUAUUCGGUGUGCAUUAGCCAUCUUUUAGGACCAUAUGACAUCCACCAUAUGACAUCCCCUUAUCUAAUAGUUGUAAGAUUUCUUUUUGAUAAUUGGAGGUAGUUUUCAGGUUGCAGAAAGCAUGGUUUCAAAUUGACAUUCAGUUUCCAGAUUUUUGUGAAGAAGCCUUUGCAUGGUUUCUUAUCAGUGCUGUUUUUUUAGCUUUUUUUAUCAGUUAGUGUAUGCUGUUUAAAUUGAUUUUUCGUUCAAGGUGAUAAUUUGUUCUAUUUCCUCACCUGGUUCUCCGGGAGCGCCUCCCCUUCUGACGGCGGGCGCUUGGAUUCAUCUCGUCGGCGAUGGCAGCCGAAGUUGUUAAUCUCCCAGCUAUUGAACCUCAAUGCAAGGCUACAAUACAAUCUAGGUUUUCAACACUUAGGUUCAUGAAAGUUGUGAAACAAUUUAAUGCUAUUCAGAAGUCCUUUAUAUCAAAGCAUCAUCUGGAAAAUCUUCUGAAACUACCUGAACACUUGAUGGUUCCUUUGCAUCUUCAGCAGUGGCUACUCGACUAUACAUCAUAUGGUCAAAGGAAAUUCUUUCAACACAAAGAGAAGAUCAUAUUCUUCACGAAAGAUAUUGUUGACAAAGUGUUUGGUUUUCCAUUGGGCACUAAGCCUUUUGUUAUGGAUAGCAGUGACCCUGAUAUUAUCAUAGAGGUGGAACAGCUGCUUGCUCAGUACAAGCAGGGGAGGAAGACCAUUCCAGUGAAGGUUCUGGUGUCUAUAUUGCUUGGCGCUAACAGUGAGGAGGUUUUCAUUAGGAGUUUCAUACUGUUCUUCAUAACAACAGUUCUUUGUCCUUCGACCUAUAAUUUUGUCAACCCAAAGUAUCUAUACUGUUUGAGGGACAUUGACAUUCCAGAAGUUGGGAAUCUUGACUUUGGAACUCUAUGUUUGAACCACCUGUGGUAUGAGAUGGAUGCAUGGAAGGAUAAAAUAUUCAUGAACACAGGCGACUUCAACAGGCUUACAUGGAUUGGCGGUUGCCUUCCACUACUGGCUGUUCUAUACUUGGAUUUCCUCGAUUUCAAUGACAAUGCCCCCCCAUUGAUUAUAGUCUGCCUAGGAUGUCCUUCAUCGGAAAUGAAGAUUUCUCCUAUCUCGUGAAUUCAGAUCGUAACAUAACGUCUCGAAAAUCAUAUGGGGUGCUACCAAUAAGGGACAUUUCUCUAACUCCAUAUGGCACUCCUAUACAAAUCCUCCUAGAUGCACCUCAGGCAAGAGAUGGUGAUGUAGUUUUGCAAGUUGUUGCUAAUGAUCUCAUAGAUCAUCCACUAGAACCUAAUCAAGCCAUCCUGGGCGAGUUAUUCGUAGAUGAUUUUAAUGAAGAUGGCUACUACAAUCAGGAGGGGGCGAAACCAGCAGUUGCACUUGUGGCGGGAGGCGAGUAUCACUGAAGCGGAGACGUCGUCCUGAACUCGCUCACCCUUGAUCAGUCGACUUUUUGAGAAACCUGAGAGUUGUGAAGACGUCUUGAUUGUCUGUUUAGUCGUCCCGUUUGCGUCCUUUUCGGUUCUGCUUAGUGUUGGUAUCGAGCGAUUUUAAGCACAGCUGUAAGAUUGUCUUAUUAGUCGUCCUGUUUGCGUCUUU